GGGGGAUUCAGGCCGCGGCCUGUCAGCCGGCGAGGGAGGCGCCCACACGCCUGACUGGAUAAGAUGGCGGCCAUGGCGCCCGGGGGCAGCGGCGGCGGCGUGAACCCGUUCCUCAGCGACUCCGACGAGGACGACGACGAGGUGGCGGCGAGCGAGGAGCGGCGGGCGGGACUCCGGCUGGGCGCCGGGAGCGGCCUGGAUCCCGGCUCUGCGGACUCGCUGUCGCCCCAGGACCCCGUGGCCUUGGGCGGCGGCGCGCGGCCGGGGCUCCCGGGGGAGGCGUCGGCGGCCGCGGGGGCCCUGGGGGGCCCUGGGGAGCCCCCGGCCCGGUUGUCGAUUGACGCGAUCGCCGCUCAGCUGCUGCGCGAUCAGUACCUGCUGACAGCCCUGGAGCUGCACACCGAGCUGCUGGAGAGCGGCCGCGAGCUGCCUCGGCUGCGCGACUACUUCUCCAACCCGGGCAACUUCGAGCGGCAGAGUGGGACCCCGCCGGGGAUGGGGGCGCCGGGCAUCCCUGGAGCCGCGGGCGUCGGAGGCCUGGGAGGCCGGGAGCCCAGCACGACGUCGGGCGGGGGACAGCUCAAUCGAGCUGGGAGCAUCAGUACCCUUGAUUCUUUAGACUUUGCAAGAUACUCAGAUGAUGGUAACAGGGAAACAGAUGAGAGAGUGGCAGUCCUGGAGUUUGAACUACGGAAAGCCAAGGAGACCAUUCAGGCCCUCCGAGCCAACCUGACAAAGGCUGCAGAACAUGAAGUUCCUUUACAGGAACGAAAAAAUUACAAAUCAAGUCCUGAAAUUCAGGAGCCAAUCAAACCUCUUGAAAAGAGAGCUCUAAAUUUCUUAGUCAAUGAAUUUUUAUUGAAGAAUAACUAUAAGCUUACAUCAAUAACCUUUUCAGAUGAAAAUGAUGACCAGGAUUUUGAACUAUGGGAUGAUGUAGGAUUAAACAUUCCAAAACCUCCAGACUUACUGCAACUCUACCGAGAUUUUGGAAAUCAUCAAGUUACUGGCAAAGAUCUUGUAGAUGUGGCCAGUGGAGUAGAAGAAGAUGAAUUAGAGGCUCUUACACCAACUGUAGGCAACCUUCCUCCAACCCUUGAAACUCCUCAGACUAUAGAGAACUCCUUACUAGUACAGAAAUUAGAAGAUAAAAUUAGUUUAUUAAAUACUGAGAAAUGGUCUUUGAUGGAGCAAAUCAGAAGACUUGAAAGUGAAAUGGACUUCCUAAAAAAUGAACACUUUGCCAAUCCAGUAGUUUGUGACUCUGUUCAGCCUUCUGUGGAUCAAUCUCUUCACAAAGACUCUGAAGACACUAGACAGAAUCCAGCUAUAAAUAGUUUAGAAAAGGGAAAAAACGAGGAUAUCCAUCUUUCAAAAUCAGAUGAAGUUGAUUCCACUAUUUCUAAAGACAACUUCCCAAAUUCCUUCCCCAGGAGAGAAAGAGAAGGCGCGCCUUCUUCUCCACCAACUAAAAGUACAGUCCAUUUUGACAAGCCCAAUAGGAAAUUGUCUCCAGCUUUCCACCAAGCUCUACUCUCUUUUUGUCGAAUGUCAGCGGAUAGUCGUUUGGGAUCAGAGGUGUCUCGGAUUGCAGACAGUGAGAAGAGCGUUAUGUUAAUGCUGGGGCGCUGCCUCCCACACAUUGUUCCUAAUGUGCUGUUGGCAAAGAGAGAGGAGUUGAUCCCCCUCAUAUUGUGUACAGCUUGCCUACAUCCUGAGCCUAAAGAGAGAGAUCAACUUCUCCACAUACUUUUCAAUUUGAUCAAGAGGCCAGAUGAUGAGCAAAGGCAAAUGAUACUAACAGGCUGUGUGGCAUUUGCACGUCAUGUUGGACCAACUCGUGUAGAAGCCGAACUUUUACCACAGUGUUGGGAACAGAUUAAUCACAAAUACCCAGAAAGACGACUGCUUGUGGCAGAAUCCUGUGGCGCGUUGGCACCUUUCCUUCCUAAAGAAAUUCGUAGCUCCUUGGUUCUGUCAAUGUUGCAACAGAUGUUAAUGGAAGAUAAGGCAGAUUUGGUAAGAGAAGCUGUGAUCAAAAGCCUCGGUAUCAUUAUGGGAUACAUUGAUGAUCCAGACAAAUAUCAACAGGGUUUUGAAUUGUUGCUGUCCGCCUUGGGGGAUCCCUCAGAAAGAGUAGUUAGUGCAACACAUCAAGUGUUUUUACCAGCUUAUGCUGCCUGGACUACAGAACUCGGAAAUCUGCAGUCUCAUCUUAUACCUACAUUACUGAACAAGAUUGAAAAACUUCUCAGGGAAGGAGAACAUGGGCUGGAUGAACAUAAGCUCCACAUGUAUCUUUCUGCUUUGCAGUCCUUGAUCCCAUCUCUCUUUGCGUUAGUGCUACAGAAUGCACCUUUCUCCAGCAAAGCCAAGCUUCAUGGUGAAGUGCCACAGAUAGAAGUGACAAGGUUCCCUCGGCCUAUGUCGCCUCUUCAAGAUGUGUCUGCUAUUAUUGGAAGCCGUGAGCAAUUGGCAGUGCUGCUACAGCUUUAUGAUUACCAGCUGGAACAUGAGGGUACAACAGGCUGGGAGAGUUUACUAUGGGUUGUCAAUCAAUUGUUGCCACAACUUAUAGAAAUAGUUGGCAAAAUUAAUGUUACUUCAACUGCCUGUGUCCAUGAAUUCUCCAGAUUUUUCUGGCGCCUUUGCCGGACAUUUGGCAAAAUUUUUACAAACACUAAGGUCAAGCCUCAAUUUCAGGAGAUUUUAAGACUAUCUGAAGAAAACAUUGAUUCCUCAGCAGGAAAUGGGGUGCUCACUAAAGCUACAGUUCCCAUUUAUGCAACAGGAGUGCUCACAUGCUAUAUUCAGGAUGAAGACCGAAAACUGUUAGUUGGGUUCUUAGAAGACGUAAUGACCCUACUUUCAUUAUCUCAUGCUCCUCUUGAUAGCCUGAAGGCCUCAUUUGUGGAACUAGGUGCAAAUCCCGCCUACCAUGAGUUAUUGUUAACUGUUUUAUGGUAUGGUGUUGUCCAUACUUCAGCCCUCGUGAGGUGCACUGCUGCUAGAAUGUUUGAGCUGACUCUUCGAGGCAUGAGUGAAGCUUUAGUUGACAAGCGGGUUGCUCCGGCCCUUGUUACCUUGUCCAGUGAUCCUGAAUUCUCGGUCAGGAUUGCCACAAUUCCAGCCUUUGGCACCAUUAUGGAAACAGUUAUUCAAAGAGAGUUGCUGGAAAGAGUGAAAAUGCAGUUGGCUUCUUUCCUGGAAGAUCCUCAGUAUCAAGACCAGUAUUCUUUGCAUACGGAGAUCAUAAAAACAUUCGGUAGAGUUGGGCCUAAUGCAGAACCAAGAUUCCGAGAUGAGUUUGUCCUACCACAUUUGCAUAAGUUAGCCUUGGUGAACAACUUACAAAUUGUGGAUUCUAAAAGACUGGAUAUUGCUACCCAUCUUUUUGAAGCCUACAGUGCACUUUCCUGUUGUUUCAUUUCGGAGGAUUUAAUGGUUAAUCACUUUUUACCCGGUCUCAGAUGUUUACGGAUUGACAUGGAACAUCUUUCUCCAGAGCAUGAGGUUAUUUUAAGUUCCAUGAUAAAAGAAUGUGAACAAAAAGUAGAGAACAAGACUGUCCAAGAGCCUCAAGGCUCAAUGUCAAUUGCUGCAAGCUUAGUGAGUGAAGAUACAAAGACCAAGUUUUUGAACAAAAUGGGCCAGUUGACAACAUCAGGUGCCAUGUUGGCCAAUGUGUUUCAGAGAAAGAAGUAAAAGCAGGACAGACGCCCCCAACAAACACUAAGAUGGACCUCAAGCAGACCGGUUCCGUGUACUUGAAGUACUUACCUUUUUUAUUUCUUUGUUGUAUGUUUUUGCAUUAUAAUUUUCUCCUAACCUCCAAAGAUAUUUGCACUGCUUUUGAUUAUUGCUGUAUAUCUGUUUAUUUUGGAGUUUUAACUGUGGUGAUAAGAAAAUGAGUUGAUAGUCUGUACUCUCUUUAUGUUCUUGUCUUUCAGGAUAAUUUUAUAUAUAUAUACAUAUAUAUAUAUAUAUAGUGAAGAGUUGUGUUUUUUUUAAUUUUUGGAUGGGAUAUCAGCAAAUACCUGUAUUAUACACUACGCUAUUACAAUGGUACUUAAAAUAAUGUAAAUUUGAAGUCAUUGUUAUAAAGUAAUAAAAGUGGAGAUUACUUAAGUAUUUAAAUUAUGACGAAUAAUGCAGACUUUUUAUUGUUUCUUAACUGACUAGAAAGAGCCACCAGCAUUACUCUGUGCCUUUUGGACUUCAGUUUGUGUCUGUAGGAACUGCGUGCAUUCCAUUCACACAGUAUUGAUAAUGCUGUGAUGAAUUUGAAUUACAAACCCUACAGUAAGUAGAUAAUAAUGAAACUUUUGACAUUUCAGAGCUGUCAUGAGUAUUCUUUAAGUGCUAUUUAAAUCUCCCCGGCACUUACAUGUAUAUAAUGGAUUUACCUGAGGAAAGAUAGCACAUAAGCAUGGGGAGUGAAGUAACAAACUUGCCUGGAGUCGAUUAAAAUACUCAAAAAUAAGUGUAAGAAGAGCUAAUAAUUCUGAAUUUUUUCCCCAAAUUGAAAUACAGAAUAAAAUAUGGUUUGAAUCUGAAAUUUAACUCUUAUUUACAUCAAAUAUUUUAUUUAAGGUAUUUUCUAAUGAUUUUGAUUUCAGAGAUUACCUUUUCAUUCUGUAUGUUAUAGAGAAUUACCAAAAAGUUAAGAACAUUUAGGGGCUGCUUUUUCCCCCUCUAAACUAAAAACGACAUCGGCUGAAUUAUUGGUUAGUUUAUCAUCUUGUCGCUUAAAGUCAGUGACUGUUCCUGUGUUUGAUAUAUAUUACAUAGUCUUAAGUCAGUGUAAAGGUCCAGUGGAAUUUGACAGUCGUCUUUAGGGUAACGCAACUUGAAGUAGGAAGACAGAGGUCAUAGACAUAGAAGGGGGUGAUUGGUUUGAGGGGUUAAUGUGAGGCCUUUUUAAAAAAUGAAUAUUUUAGAUAAAGAGAAUUCUUGUUUGAGCACAGUUGAUACUCUUAAAUGAUUCUCAUGUUUGUUGUAUAAGCUGGUUUAAUAUACUUGGAACAUAGUUGGAUUACGUUCACAUCCUGGAAAGCUAGCUCACCACACAUUCAAGCUUAUGAAAUAAGUUGCCAUGAGCAAAGCCAUUUAAAAGUCCAUUCAGAAAUUAUUUCUUUUCCCUACAGUGAAAUAAUUAAUUAACUAGUCUUUCUGGAAACUGUUGGAUUUUAGGCAUUCUUGAGAAAUUGAAAGUGGCUACCUUUCAUGUCAAAUAUGUUGAUCUAUUAUAAAUAAAAUGUUUUUCCAUA
Talpa occidentalis (Iberian mole) is the source of this 5270-nucleotide messenger RNA. RefSeq names its product RAB11 binding and LisH domain, coiled-coil and HEAT repeat containing (gene RELCH). Gene Ontology annotation, cellular component: trans-Golgi network; recycling endosome. NCBI's taxonomy places the organism in Eukaryota, Metazoa, Chordata, Mammalia, Eulipotyphla, Talpidae. Gene Ontology annotation, molecular function: protein binding. Bases 64 to 3705 code for a protein of 1213 amino acids. The record is from RefSeq and is a predicted model, not a curated record. The transcript has 29 exons. Gene Ontology annotation, biological process: intracellular cholesterol transport.